Molecule: messenger RNA, 2118 nt
Organism: Mercurialis annua (annual mercury)
Lineage: Eukaryota; Viridiplantae; Streptophyta; Magnoliopsida; Malpighiales; Euphorbiaceae
Product: protein NRT1/ PTR FAMILY 1.2
Exons: 4
Coding region: 216-2027 (603 amino acids)
Biological process (GO): transmembrane transport; oligopeptide transport
Cellular component (GO): plasma membrane
Molecular function (GO): transmembrane transporter activity
Source: RefSeq, a predicted model, not a curated record
CAUUUAUCAGCUGUCACAGGUAGUAACAGUACUACUACUACUACACAAAGAUUUUUCUUUCUAUAUUCAAAUAUAAAUCCCCAUAUAAACUAUGUCACUCUUUAGCCAAAAGAUUUUGUAAGUCUUUUUUUCUUUUUCUUCUCUCUCAUUUCUUUUCAGUUUCUUUUUAGUUUCAGAAAGAAACACAAAAAAGAAAAGCUAUAGCAGUGCAGCUAAUGGAGAAGAAAAUGGAAGAAACUGCUUUAGCUCAAACUCAACCCAAUAAUGUCACUACCCAUCACAUUCCCAAACCAAGAAAAGGUGGCCUCAUUACUCUCCCCUUCAUUAUAGCAAAUGAGGCAUUUGAGAAGGUUUCAAGCUAUGGACUUUUACCAAAUAUGAUAUUUUAUUUGAUGAAAGAUUAUGGUUUAGGAGUUGCUAAGAGUGCUAAUAUAAUCUUUCUUUGGAAUGCUGCUACCAAUUUCAUGCCUUUGUUGGGUGCUUUCAUUUCUGAUUCAUAUUUGGGUCGUUAUUUCACAAUUGGCCUUGGUUCAAUCUUCAGUCUCUUGGGGACAAUCCUGUUAUGGUUAACAACCAUGAUUCCGAAAGCAAAGCCUCCGACUUGUGAUAUAAUGACACAAAGCUGUACAUCCCCGACAUCAGGACAAAUGACAAUGCUCUUAUCUUCAAUGGCCUUCAUAUCUAUCGGAGCUGGCGGCAUUAGGCCUUGCUCUUUAGCAUUUGGGGCUGAUCAAUUGGAUAACAAAGCUAAUCCGAAUAACGAGAGGGUUCUCGAAAGCUACUUUGGUUGGUACUACGCAUCAACCGCCAUUGCUGUUCUGAUUGCUUUGACAGGGAUUGUAUAUAUUCAAGACCAUCAUGGUUGGCGAGUUGGCUUCGGAGUUCCUGCAAUUCUCGUAUUCCUAUCGCUUUUCUUGUUCUUUGUUGCUUCUCCGCUUUACCUUAAGCAGAAAGCAAGCAAGAGUCUGCUUGCUGGAUUUGUACAAGUUCUUGUGGUUUCUUACAGAAACAGAAACGUUCCAUUCCCUCCUACAAAUUCAGAAGCUAAAUAUCAUCGGAGGAAGGAUUCCGAGUACAUUGCACCAACGGAGAAUCUCAGGUUUUUGAAUAAGGCUUGCAUCGUUAAAAACCCAGAACAAGAUUUAGCCCCAGAUGGAUCGGCAUCAAACCCGUGGAGUCUUUGCACAAUCGAGCAAGUAGAAGAGCUCAAAGCUCUUAUUAGGGUUAUCCCAAUAUGGUCUACGGGGAUUAUGAUGUCGAUAAAUGUUAGCCAAGGUACGUUUCAAGUACUUCAAGCGAGUUCCAUGGAUCGAAGCCUAACCUCAAAUUUCCAAGUCCCAGCGGGCUCUUUUUCUACAUUUGUAGUUAUCUCUAUGGCAGUAUGGAUUAUACUUUAUGACCGUGCAAUCCUUCCGUUGGCAUCAAAAAUUAAGGGUAAACCAGUUCGAUUCAGUGUUAAACUAAGGAUGGGAUUCGGCCUAGUUCUUUCGUGCUUGGGAAUGGUGGUUGCAGGUAUCGUCGAGAACGUCCGACGAAGAAAAGCCAUCGAACAAGGAUACUUAAACAACGCCAAUGCUGUAGUCCACAUGUCAGCAUUCUGGCUUGCACCACAGUAUUGCUUGAACGGUUUGGCAGAGGCGAUGAACGCAAUCGGCCAAACGGAAUUCUAUUACACCGAGUUACCGAAGAGCAUGUCUAGCAUCGCUGGAGCUCUUUUCGGACUCGGAAUGGCAGUUGCAAACUUGCUGGCCACAGUCAUUUUAAGUAUUGUGAAUAACCUAACUUCAAAAGGAAGCAAACAGAGCUGGGUUCCAAGUAAUAUAAACCAAGGUCAUUAUGACAAAUAUUAUUUUCUUCUUGCUAUAAUGAGUGGUGUGAAUUUGAUAUAUUUUGUAAUAUGUAGUUGGGGUUAUGGACCAUGUAAAGAGCAAAUAACCAAAGUUAGUGAUGAAGGAAAUGGAUUCAAGAAAGAGGAAGAAAUGUUUAAUUUAAGAAGUUUGAUUAAAGAAGAAGAUUCAAGAGUUUAGAGGAUUGUUUUGUUUUGUUUUGGUGGUUUCAUUUGAUUAUGUGAUUUGUUUUGUGUGAUAGUGAGAAGCAUUAAAAUUUCAUUUUUGCAUA